AUGAGCACCCCUGCCCUCCGCGUUUCCUACCUCCCUUCUUCCCGCCACAUCCACCUCGACCUCUUUUCCUCGACAUUCCUUCCCUCCGACCCCUCCUCUCGUGGUGCAGCCAUGGCUCUGCGCUCUAGCAGGGAAUAUAUUGUUGGAACAGCUGUGCACAUGUACCUCAUCCCAUACCUCAUCCCAUACCUCAUCCCAUACCUCAUCCCAUACCUCAUCCCAUACCUCAUCCCAUACGUCAUCCCAUACCUCAUCCCAUACCUCAUCCCAUACCUCAUCCCAUACCUCAUCCCAUACCUCUUCCCGUACCUCAUCCCAUACCUCAUCCCAUACCUCAUCCCAUACCUCAUCCCAUACCUCAUCCCAUACCUCUUCCCAUACCUCAUCCCAUACCUCAUCCCAUACCUCAUCCCAUACCUCAUCCCAUACUUCAUCCCAUACCUCAUCCCAUACCUCAUCCCAUACCUCAUCCCAUACCUCAUCCCUCACCUCAUCCCACACCUCAUCUCUCACCCCAUCUCUCACCUCAUCUCUUACCUCAUCCCACACCUCAUCCCACACCUCAUCUCACACCUCAUCCCACACCUCAUCCCAAACCUCAUCCCAAACCUCAUCCCAAACCUUGGCACCUGA
Closterium sp. Naga37s-1 is the source of this 633-nucleotide messenger RNA. The record is from the annotation of a GenBank genome assembly. Lineage: Eukaryota; Viridiplantae; Streptophyta; Zygnematophyceae; Desmidiales; Closteriaceae.